AUGGAUACCAUUCAGAACACAGUGAUUACCCCCCUUCAGCCUUAUUUGACGCCUAUUGUCUCGGCCAUCCCCGAGCUAGUGCAUGAUGCCGUUGUGUCCUUGAUUGGAAAGUCUUGCCACAGCGCACUGUUGGUCGAUCUCGAUGUCACUAAGGACCCUGCUUGCACAUCACUCGCCAUUUCCAAGGCCCUUGGUAUUGCCAUCGUUGGUGCCAGUGCAGUCGUCAAAAUCCCGCAGAUUUUGAAGUUGAUCAACUCCCGCUCCUCCGCCGGUGUCUCAUUCGUCUCUUACGCCCUCGAAACCGCCAGCUUGCUCAUCACUCUUUCGUACGGCGUGCGAAACCAGUUCCCAUUCAGCACCUAUGGCGAGACCGCUCUCAUCGCCGUGCAGGAUAUCGCUAUCGGUGUUCUGGUCCUGAACUAUGCCGGACGCUCCGCCGCCGCCGCGGCUUUCAUCGCUGUCGUAGCUGCCAGUAUUUAUGCGCUGUUGUUCGACCAGACCCUGGUGGAUGCGCAAACCAUGGCCUACCUUCAGGCUGGUGCGGGUGCUUUGGGUGUUGCUAGCAAGGCACCUCAAAUCUAUACCAUCUGGCGUGAGGGAGGAACCGGACAGCUUAGUGCAUUCACGGUAUUCAACUACCUCAUUGGAUCCAUGUCCCGAAUCUUCACGACCCUCCAGGAAGUUGACGACAAGUUUAUCCUCUACGGAUUCAUUGGCGGCUUCUCCCUCAAUGUGAUCCUCGCGAUCCAGAUGAUCUGGUACUGGAACGCCCCGGCGCCCAAACAGAAGGCCGCCGCUCCUCGCCCAAAGGCAGUUGAGAAGGCACCAUUAGCCCAGAGCACGGGAGCGUCUCCCAGACCUAGCGUGAAGACACCCACCACCCGCCGCCGGGGUUAG
This is a messenger RNA of Penicillium verrucosum, 897 nucleotides long. RefSeq names its product putative monosaccharide-P-dolichol utilization protein. Lineage: Eukaryota; Fungi; Ascomycota; Eurotiomycetes; Eurotiales; Aspergillaceae. The transcript is spliced from 2 exons. Bases 1 to 897 code for a protein of 298 amino acids. The record is from RefSeq and is a predicted model, not a curated record.